Mugil cephalus (flathead mullet) is the source of this 3098-nucleotide messenger RNA. RefSeq names its product protein associated with LIN7 1, MAGUK p55 family member b (gene pals1b). The record is from RefSeq and is a predicted model, not a curated record. Gene Ontology annotation, biological process: establishment or maintenance of polarity of embryonic epithelium; establishment or maintenance of epithelial cell apical/basal polarity; generation of neurons. The coding region runs from base 359 to 2311 and encodes 650 amino acids. Gene Ontology annotation, cellular component: plasma membrane; adherens junction. Gene Ontology annotation, molecular function: protein binding. NCBI's taxonomy places the organism in Eukaryota, Metazoa, Chordata, Actinopteri, Mugiliformes, Mugilidae. The transcript has 14 exons.
AGGGUGACGACUCAAAACAGCAGGAGCAGCAACGAUGGCCACAAAUGUCCUGACUUCGCCUGGACCAAACUCACAGUGCGGCGGCUGAACACCGGGGGAGGGGUUGUGCUUUUUCCCCGUGAACCAGAAGCGUCUUUUUUUUAAAAAAGCACUGGAUUGUUAAAAAGAAUCGCCUUGAGUAAAACCCCAUUCAUCGGGCUGUUUUUUUAAAGUGGAUUUGAAAAUCAUAAAGGACUACGUACUCCGCUGGUUUGCUAUGGCUCCUGAGUUGAGCGGCCUCAGCGUCCGCCUCUCGUAACGCUCCUGUGAAUCCCAGGAAACACUGGGGUGGUUUGAGCUUCACACCACCGCAGCAGGGAUGAUUACUUCCCAUAUGAACGGUUAUGUGCAGGAGGGCUCGGACCCCAUCAAGAGCCACAGGGAGAGGGCCGUGGACUGCCCAGGGGAGGAAGGCAACCUCGUGAAAUCGCCACACUCCAGCGCCCACAUGGAGAGGAUCCAGCAUUACCAGGAAGAGCUGAGGAAAAGGAGGGAGGAGGAGAACAGGGGGAAGCACGACAUAGACCCCAACGCUUCUCUGAGGCUCAAGAAGCUGUCGCAGAACCCCAAAGUGGGCAUCGACAAUCCCACCUUCGAUGGGAAGGAAAAGGCCGCCAGGGACGCCGGCUCCCCGGAUCACGUAGUGGAGCUGGAGGAGCUGCUGCAGGCCCUGAAGUGGGUGCAGCACUGCCUGACCGAUGCUCAGAGCCAGCAGGACGUGGAGCUGAUAACGCAGCUCCUUGCCAAGGAAGACUUCAGGAAUGCCUACACCAUCUACAGCGCCGUGUCCCAGCAGAUGAGCAGAGUCAGUCCCACCUCACCCCUCACAGCACAAGCACAGGACCUCUGCCAGGAGGUUCAGAAGAUUCUCCAGUCCAGCCAACAGAAGGAGGGUUUGGAGCUCAGAGCUCUGCUCACCAAUCCUCAUCUCCAGGCACUGAUGCAGGUCCACGACAACGUGGCGGUGCAGGAGAUGGCGGAGGGGAGUGUGACCCAGUACCUGGGAGAGACGGUUAAAUUAGUGCGGCUAGAGAAGACCAGAGACACUCCACUGGGUGCGACGGUUCGUAACGACAUGGACAGCGUGGUGGUGAGUCGCGUGGUGAAAGGCGGCGCAGCAGAGCGGAGCGGCCUCCUCAGCGAAGGAGACGAGAUCCUCGAGAUCAACGGGAUUCCUCUGCGUGGGAAGCAUGUCAACGAGGUCCACGACCUGCUGCAACAAAUGCAGGGCACUCUGACCUUCCUCCUCAUCCCGAGCUCUCAGAUUAAACCUGCCCCGCACAGACAGACUGUGAUGCACGUACGGGCUUAUUUCGACUACGACCCCUCGGACGAUCCCUUCGUCCCGUGUCGGGAGCUGGGCCUGUCCUUUCAGAAGGGAGACAUCCUUCACGUCAUCAGCCAAGAUGACCCCAACUGGUGGCAGGCCUACAGGGAUGGAGACGAGGACAACCAGCCCCUGGCUGGACUCGUUCCAGGCAAAGCUUUCCAGCAACAGAGGGAGACCUUGAGGAAAACUAUAACGGACAGGAGUCGAGACCAACAAGGCAAGCUGUGGUAUGCAAAGAAGAGCAAGAAACAGAGGAAGAAGAGCACGUCAAACUUGAACAAAAAUACCGACUACGAUGACAUCCUGACCUAUGAGGAGAUGUCCCUCUAUCACCAGCCCGCUAAUCGCAAACGCCCCAUAGCUCUGAUCGGCCCGACCAACAGCGGCCACGACGAGCUGCGCCGAAGGCUUCUGUCCAUUGAACCGGAGAAGUUCGCCGUGGCCGUUCCACACACGACCAGAAACCCCAGGAUACACGAGCGGAACGGCCGUGAGUACCACUUCGUGAGCCGCUCCGCCUUCGAAGCCGACUUGGCGACGGGGAAGUUCAUCGAGUCCGGGGAGUACGAGAAGAACCUGUACGGCACCAGCACGGACUCGGUGCGACACGUCAUCAACUCCGGACGCAUCUGUUUGCUCUCUCUGCACACGAGGUCACUGCAGGUGUUGAGAUCAUCCAACCUCAAGCCGUAUGUCAUCUUCAUCGCGCCUCCUUCUCAGGAACGACUACGCACCCUGCUGGCCACAGAAGGCAAAACACCAAAGCCGGACGAGCUGAAGGACGUCAUCGAGAAGGCCCGCGAGAUGGAGCACAGCUUCGGCCACUUCUUCGACGCGACCAUCGUGAACAUGGACCCGGACCAGGCUUUCCACGAGCUGCGCAGGCUGAUAGAUAAACUGGACACUGAGCCGCAGUGGGUGCCCACGUCCUGGCUGUGCUAGAGGCGUCCGAGCACACGCAGCCUCAGGACGGUGGAGCCCGAGCACAGGAUGACGGACAGUGGUAAAGUUGGAAUUUUAACUUGCACAUUUUUUUUUUUUUUUUUUUUUUCCUCGUUUGUAGAGGAGGCAAUCGAUACCGCGUGUUGCAGGGAUGGACCCAUUUUACUUUUUAUUAUUUUUUUUUGUUGUUGGUGUGUGUCCUCGUGGGUGAUUUUGUUUUCUCGUCGUUUCGUUUCAUCAAGGUCGUCACCGACCUCCCUUCUAUGCAUUUAUCAGACAAAUAGAAACAUUUCUGUCCUACUCUCAGUAGUUAUUUAUGAUUGUAAAUAUGUAUUUUCUAGAGAAAAAGGAUCAAAUAUUUUAUUGUUACAUUUUUGUGCGUGCGUGUAUGUGUGAGACACCUGAAACGGUUCGCUCGGGCCGGGGCUUAAUGAUACAGCAGCAAAUCAAAACUUUAAACGGAUACCAAACAGAAGAGAAGCACUCGUGCUUAAACGUCUUCCACCGAGGAAAGAAAUCUGUUGUAACCUGCACCGUUUUGGUCUUCCUCUGUACCAGUGUCAGUAUUAUAUCAUGUCUCAUUUACGCUGUGAUAACAGACCAGUCUCUAGCUGGUUACCAUCAUUAAUGUUCUGCUGGGAUUGUUUUUUUUUUGUUUUUUUUUUACCAGUAUUAUAUAAAGAAAACAUCAUAUCAAUUAGUCCAACAAAUACUGUAUCGCUUCUUUGCAGGGCACAAAUUCUUCAAGCACAAUUUUGUGUUUAAUAAAAAAAAACAUUUGUGUGAA